CUGGCACACGUGCCAAAGGGCAGAAGGGCCGGUGGCAUGCUGCGGCUGCUGGGGGCCGGCUGCGCCUGGGGUCUGGGGGCCGGUGGUGGCGUGCGGGGGCUGCUCUCGGGCCACUUGGGGCACGGCGUGCGUCCUGCCACGGCACUCUGCGACCCUGGCCACAGCCCCAGCCGCCGGACCUCCGAUGGCCCCCGGAACCAGCCCCCUAGCUCUGAGUUCGUGGCCCGGCCGGUGGGCGUCUGCUCCAUGAUGCGGCUGCCCGUGCAGGCCUCCCCCGAGGGGCUGGACGCUGCCUUCGUCGGGGUGCCCCUGGACAUUGGGACCUCCAACCGGCCCGGAGCGAGAUUUGGACCCCGACGGAUCCGGGAGGAAUCAGUGUUGCUUCGAACAGCCAACCCGAGCACGGGGGCCCUCCCCUUCCAGUCCCUCAUGGUUGCAGACCUAGGAGAUGUGAAUGUCAAUCUUUACAACCUUCAGGACAGCUGCCGCCUAAUUCAAGAGGCCUAUCAGAGAAUUAUAGCCGCUGGCUGUAUUCCUCUGACCUUGGGUGGAGAUCACACAAUCACAUAUCCUAUAUUGCAAGCGAUGGCAAAAAAGCAUGGCCCUGUGGGGCUGCUCCAUGUGGACGCUCACACGGACACGGCUGACAAGGCCCUAGGAGAGAAGCUUUAUCACGGGACACCCUUCCGCCGGUGCAUGGACGAAGGACUCCUGGAUUGUAAGCGUGUGGUGCAGAUCGGCAUCCGGGGCUCUUCCAUGACCUUGGAUCCCUACACUUACAGCCGGAGCAAGGGUUUCCGGGUGGUCCUGGCAGAAGACUGCUGGAUGAAGUCGCUGGUUCCUCUGAUGGGGGAAGUGAGGCAGCAGAUGGGAGGCAAACCCAUGUACAUUAGCUUCGAUAUUGACAGCUUGGAUCCCGCCUAUGCCCCGGGCACAGGGACACCCGAAAUUGCUGGUCUCACCCCUAGUCAGGCUCUGGAGAUCAUCCGCGGUUGUCAAGGCCUGAACGUGGUGGGCUGUGAUCUUGUGGAAGUUUCCCCGCCAUACGAUCCUUCUGGAAACACGGCCCUCCUGGCUGCUAACCUGCUGUUUGAGAUGCUGUGUGUGCUCCCCAAAGUGACAACUGUCUGAAUCUUGUGCUCUUCAAGAUAAAACAACAGAGUGCGCCAACGACAAAUUCUCAGGAAGAAUUUAUGAGCAAGCAGUCUGAGUACUAAAGAGUUUAUGCCAAUAAAACUUUCUGCUAAAAGUGUCACUGGCGGCUGUGAAAUCAGGGUGUUUGGUAGAACUCUAAUCCUAACAGCUCAUCUCUAAGGAGUCUGAACUGACUUAAAAAAGAAACAGAAACAAGCAGUACUUGGGCUGCUUUGGUUUUUUCCUUAAAUGAAAGAUGGUGGAGGAUAAAGGGGAAAAAAUAAAGGAUGGAGAAUUUACUUCAAGAUUACCCAAAAAUUGGUGGAAUGAAAUU
Messenger RNA from Equus quagga, 1468 nucleotides. It is a transcript of the gene AGMAT, whose product is annotated as agmatinase. The record is from RefSeq and is a predicted model, not a curated record. The coding region runs from base 37 to 1131 and encodes 364 amino acids. NCBI's taxonomy places the organism in Eukaryota, Metazoa, Chordata, Mammalia, Perissodactyla, Equidae. The transcript is spliced from 7 exons. Gene Ontology annotation, molecular function: agmatinase activity; metal ion binding.